AUGACAUCUUUAACUUCCGCUCAACUAUGCUUCCUGCCUUAUUGCCUUGUCAUCUUGUUGUAUGUUUCAUCACCAAAUUGGGUUGCUUUUCCUGCUGCUACUUCUACUUCUCAUACUGAAGCAAAGGCUCUUCUCAAAUGGAAAGCCAGCUUAUUUCUAAAUCAAGCCCUCAAUAACCUCACAUGGUACGACCCUCCCACUCAUCAUAUUCAUGCCACCAAUUCUUCCAGCACCAAUCGAAAACCAAGAACAAGCCCAUGCACUUGGACUGGUGUUUCAUGCAACUCAGCUGGAAGUGUCAGCAAGCUAAACCUUUCCACUUGUGGUAUUCAAGGUACGCUACAUGAGUUUUCAUUCUUGUCCUUCCCUAAUCUUGAAUAUCUUAACCUCAGCUUGAACAAACUCUUUGAUGCCAUCCCACCUCAAAUCAGCUACCUCUCCAAACUCCACCAUCUCGAUCUCUCCUAUAAUCAGUUCUCCGGGAGAAUCCCACCAGAAAUCGGUCUCCUAAGAAAUCUUAGGUUUCUUCGUCUCUCUAAAAAUACUUUGUUGGGGGAAAUUCCUAAAGAGAUAGGCAACCUGAAAUCCCUUGUAAAUCUAAGGUUGUCUUACAACAAUUUAAGUGGUCUCAUCCCUCCAAAUAUUGGUAACUUAAUAAACCUAAACACUUUGUACUUGGGUAAAAAUCAACUUUUUGGUUUGAUUCCCAAGGAGAUAGGGAACUUGAAAUCUAUUGUAGAUCUACAGUUGUCCUUCAACAAUUUAAGUGGUCUCAUCCCUCCAAAUAUUGGUAACUUAAUAAAGCUAAACACUUUGUACUUGGGUACAAAUCAACUUUCUGGUUUGAUUCCCAAGGAGAUAGGGAACUUGAAAUCUCUUGUAGAUCUAGAGUUGUCUGAAAACAAUUUAAGUGGUCUCAUCCCUCCAAAUAUUUGUAACUUAAUAAACCUAAACACUUUGUACUUGCAUACCAAUCAACUUUCUGGUUUGAUUCCCAAGGAGAUAGGGAACUUGAAAUCUCUUGUAGAUCUAGAGUUGUCCGAAAACAAUUUAAGUGGUCUCAUCCCUCCUAAUAUUGGUAACUUAACAAACCUAAACACUUUGUACUUGGAUUCCAAUCAACUUUCUGGUUUGAUUCCCAAGGAGAUAGGGAACUUGAAAUCUCUUGUAGACCUAUAUUUAAGCGUGAAUCAACUCAACAAUUCAAUUCCAGCCUCAUUUGCUAACUUGAGCAACUUGGAGAUCUUAUUCCUACGCGAUAACCAACUUUCCGGCUCCAUUCCCCAAGAGUUAGAGAAUCUCAAGAAUUUGACUUUCCUGGUGUUGGAUACAAACCAAUUGUCUGGUUAUUUGCCCCCAAAUAUCUGCCAAGGUGGAAAACUCACAAACUUUUCAGUACACACAAACUAUUUGACUGGUCCAAUCCCCAAAUGCUUGAAAAAUUGCAAGGGCUUAUUCAGAGUCCGUCUUGAGCAAAACCAAUUGAGGAGCAAUAUAUCUGAAGACUUCGGUGUUUAUCCGAAUCUUGAUUUUAUGGAUAUAAGCCACAACAACUUGUAUGGAGAAAUCUCACACAACUGGGGACAAUGCCCAAAGCUGACAGCCCUACGAAUGGCAAGAAACAACCUUACUGGGAGCAUCCCACCUGAGAUAGGCAAUGCAACCCAAAUUCAUGAGCUAGAUCUCUCUUCCAAUCAUUUAGUUGGGUUGAUUCCAAUAGGAUUCGGGAGACUGACUUUUUUGGAAAGGUUGAAGUUGAAUAGAAAUCAACUUUCGGGUCGUAUACCUUUGGAAUUUGGAUCAUUGAUUGAUCUUGAUUAUCUUGACUUGUCAACAAAUAGAUUCAGUGACUCAAUUCCGAGCAUUCUAUGUGACUUGCACAAAUUAUACCAUCUGAAUUUGAGCAACAACAAGUUAUCUCAAGCAAUUCCACUUCAAUUGGGGAAGUAG
Prunus avium (sweet cherry) is the source of this 1950-nucleotide messenger RNA. The record is from RefSeq and is a predicted model, not a curated record. NCBI's taxonomy places the organism in Eukaryota, Viridiplantae, Streptophyta, Magnoliopsida, Rosales, Rosaceae.